GAUCUAUUGCCAGAUGGAAACAAGGAGCUCAGUAGGUGAUUGAAGGUGCUAAUAGGCUCUUCUUGAGCGUGACUUCUUGUCUUCUGUGUCAUGGGAAUAGUGGAUGACCCAAGAACAGUGAUAAUGACCCUGGAUGCUCAAUUUAGUGAUCAAGCCACAGAAGUGGAUUCUGCUCUGUCUGGAGACCACCAAUCAAAUGUCCAACCUAGGACUAGAACUUCAAAUGCCAGUUUUGAUGAAGAUGGAAAGAAAAAUCUGAGAGUUUCAAGUUUUAGGAGUACCAAGAGUGAUGAAGGAACUGAUACCGAUGAAUUUGAACAGCUGAAUGGUAGUAAUGGGGACCACAGCAGUACUGGUUCCUUGCAUGAAGAACUGCAGAGAGCUAAGCAUGAAGUCCUCAUUCGAGAGGAGGAAUUGAACAACCUUCGUAGUAUUAGAAACAAGAUGGAGGAUGAAGUUCGGGACCUUACUGCAUCACUAUUUGAAGAAGCCAAUAAGAAGGUGUGUGCAGCCUUGCAGAAGAGUGCAGGUUCAGAGAAAGCCUUGAAGGAAGCUAAUAUGAAAGUGGAAGGAUUGCAAGCUGAAGUCCAAGCUCUCAAGGCACUAGUCCUCACAUCGACCCCCAGCAACCCAAACCUGUCGUGUCAAGCUCACUCACCUUGCGUAAUUGAACAGCAAGCCAAAGGAUUUUUAAAGCGACACAAGCGCAGUCCAUCACAUCCCAUCCAGACCAUAAGCUGUGCUCAUCUGAAUGGAAUUGACCCUAAUAGUUCUCAGUCAAAUCAUGGGGAAGUUUUGGAGGUUGAUCCAAAACUGGAAGAAGAAUUCCUCUUAUGGCGAGAAUCUCCUGUUGUAGAAUGGGAAUCCCCCCAUCCCUUUUUCAGGCGUAUUUUGCAGGAGGAUAUUCUUCCAUGCCUCACUUUCUCUAAUGAAGAGCUUUCUUUGAAGAUCCAAGAAGCUAUGAAGUCUCAUUCCAUCUCAAUUGAGUCCGUCUCAGCAGCUUCAAGGCAAUUCCCCAAGAAUUGUGCACUGCUGAAAUGCCCAAGAAUCUGCACCCACAUCAUGCAAUUGGGGGAUGGCGAUGAAGAAGGCAUCCCUAUAUCUCAGCUGUGCCGUAAUCGUAUUACUGGAGUAUGUGACCUCUUGGUAUACUUGAGGUACAUAGAACGAGGCCUAGUCAAAGCAAAUGAGAAAGAGGUUUACGAGGAGAUAAUGCGAUUGCGCCUGGAAGUGGCUGCUGCAAAACUGGGAUUUCAUAAUCACAGGAACAAGUGAUUUCUUGCUCUCAGCUAUUUUUUUUGCAAGACCAGAACUGGCAUUGCCAAGGAAAACGCCAUAUGUGCUACAAAGCAGUUCAAAUGUUGUUUGGUUUAAGUGAUUGUCAAUGAACUUUUGGUUGGAGUGAGCAGGUUAUACUGGAGCUGAAGUGAAGCUAGGUCAGUAAAGGGAGAGGUUUGUGAUCAAAACUAUUAAUGAAGAAUCUCUGCAAAGCCAGGAAUAUGUUCUUGGCCAAACACUUGGGAUGGAAAUCUAAUUGGAAGCAUGCUUCACUUCUUGAAUCAAGUGUUGCUUUAACCAUGGCAUGGAAAAAGAAAGAAGAGUGACAAGGAAAUGGAGGAUAGUUUAUCAUGUAAUGUGUUAUUGCAACAUUGGCGAGUAGGCUUAUUAAUGAUUAUAAAGGAAAAUCUGGUACCCAUUGUGGAAGCAGGUCUUGUGAGGUAAACAUGAUUAUUCCUAGGUCACAAGUUAUAACUUAUUUGUGUAAAAAUUCAGUUUCAUUUCAAACCUCAUGGGAUUGAAUUGAAUCCAAAAAUAUGACCAAUAAUAGAACUUGCACUAUUUCAUGGAUGGUUUAUGUCUUCCCAAAAUGUUUAAAGGUGUGUUCAGAUCUUUAGAUGAUUCAGUUGGAAAACAGGUUCAUGGGUUAUAGUAGCCUGCUUUUAUGACCUGUAGAUGUUUGCAACCAACAACUGCUUUGGAAUGGCAUGCAGUUUUUAUCCAUGCAGAGCACCAACUGACCUACAUUUGGAAUGCAUUAAGCUAGAGAGGAGGCUUCACUACAUGUUGCUCUCCAGUUAUUUCACUGCACACAAGUAAUAAUGGUUUCAUUCACCAGAUAAGGAGCAAUGAGCUGGAAUAAGAAAGAUUAAUUAAACAUUCAUAGCAAGAGAAACACCAAUACAUUAAGGAUUUAAGAGCAGAUACUGUGCAUGUAGUUGAAGAAACGGGAAUAUUCAGUGAAGUCAAACUUUAAAAAAAAUUCAGUUUCAUGUUUUUGUCAGCACUGCUUGUUAUGCUUUGUUCGACUCAGUCUUAUUACACUAAACCUUCAUUGAUUACAUCAUUCUGAUUGGUACUUGAGAUUAGUGAUUUGGGUCUAUUGGGCUUGGUUCACAAAUCCUUUGAAGACUUUCAUGCUGCUUCUUUUAUGUAAUGGCAAUUGUAAAGUUUACUGUUUUUUAUGCAUGAUUUUUUUUUACUUCUAAGGUUCAUUCUUGGUCUAUGAUGACCCUUUGGAAAGUGGUGCAUGAGAAUAACUUAAGUCAAAAUCAUUUCAGAUGCCUCUCCUCUGAGUUGCUUUGUGUGUUGUGAGAGCAAAUAUGGUAAGUCAUUGCAGUUUGUCAGUGGCUCUCAUAUUUUCUUUUUACCAUCAUCAUUAUAUUAUUAUUUGUCCAUCAUCAAGGAAGGUAUACUUAUUUGGGACCAGAAUCAACUCAGAUUGAUAUUCCUGCUUCACAGCAUGCAAUGUUCAGAGAUCUGAGCUGAAACUCUAUGACCUUUAUGCUGCAAGGGAAUCUUUAUGAGAACUGUAUUAAUAGACCUCUCUGUGCCAAAUGAGUCAUGUAAGUCUUCCAGAUUUGAUAUGACCCCUCAUAAAUUCUUUCAGUGCUGGCACUGUGAUUCUACCUGGUGAAAUCUUUUUUCUCUUAGAUUGAUCUUUUUUAAGAGAAAAAAUAAAAAACAAAGACACCUAAUUUUAAAAGAGUGAAAUAAAU
Molecule: messenger RNA, 2996 nt
Organism: Darwinula stevensoni
Lineage: Eukaryota; Metazoa; Arthropoda; Ostracoda; Podocopida; Darwinulidae
Source: the annotation of a GenBank genome assembly